ACGAGUGUCCCGUAGUUAUAUUAGGAAAAAGAAGACUCCCUCUACAUCAGUACGGUGUUAUCUCGCCGCUCCGUCGACGCAUUUUGCUUCUUCCAAGCAGAGAGCCACCAUGGUUGCCGCCAAGAAAACUAAGAAGACUCAUGAAAGCAUUAACAAUAGGCUGGCUCUUGUUAUGAAGAGCGGAAAAUACACCUUGGGUUAUAAGACUGUUCUCAAGACCCUAAGAAACUCCAAAGGAAAGCUUAUCAUCAUUGCCAACAACUGCCCUCCACUCAGGAAGUCUGAGAUAGAGUACUAUGCUAUGUUGGCCAAGGUUGGAGUUCACCACUACAAUGGAAACAAUGUAGAUUUGGGAACGGCUUGUGGUAAAUAUUUCAGGGUCUGUUGCCUGAGCAUCAUUGACCCAGGUGAUUCUGACAUUAUUAAGAGCAUGCCCGAUGACAAGUGAGAGGAUGCCAUUCUGAAUCAGGGAAAAUUAUCCCAUUGUUUCUCAUGAGAAGAAUAGCUAGUGUAGAUGAUAAUUUUACUUUUAUUCUGGUGAUUUGCAAGAUAAUUUUGAUGAUAUUGGAAUCUUCAUGACACCAAUUUUCUGUUUAGCGAAGCUACUUUAUGGACAAUGAUUUGUUGUGCCAUUGAUUACACUUUAGUUCUGUAUUAGUUUUUGGAAUGUGGAACUCCUAAUCUUGCAGUGAACACUCACCAAGUUGA
Messenger RNA from Nicotiana attenuata, 708 nucleotides. RefSeq names its product 60S ribosomal protein L30-like. The transcript is spliced from 5 exons. Bases 110 to 448 code for a protein of 112 amino acids. Gene Ontology annotation, molecular function: RNA binding; structural constituent of ribosome. NCBI's taxonomy places the organism in Eukaryota, Viridiplantae, Streptophyta, Magnoliopsida, Solanales, Solanaceae. The record is from RefSeq and is a predicted model, not a curated record. Gene Ontology annotation, cellular component: cytosolic large ribosomal subunit.